AUGGCAGCGCCGAGUACAAAGGAAAAGUUACAUUCGCUCAUUGAUGAGAUGGAAAUUAUAUCAAAAGAACUGUUUGAUCUGAUGUCAACACCCAAGGGACAGAGGAGCACUGAUUGUCCAGCAGACACAUCCCAACUUCUCGAGCUGCUGGUCUCAAAGGAUGCUGAGGUACAGACAUAUCUAAAAACAGCUGAGGAGCAAACAGAAACACACAAGAAAGCUGAAGGUCUUAAGCAGGAGAUUGAUCGGAGGGAUGCUGACAUUCGACAAUUACAGAAAAAUCUCAAGGAAGCUGAAGCCAUAUUAUCAACUGCCAUAUUCCAAGCCAGACAGAAGUUAUCAUCAAUCAACCGAUCUGAGACGAAGUCCUCAUCUUCUGAAGAACUCAUAAAAUAUGCACAUAGAAUUAGUGCGAGCAAUGCAGUGGCUGCCCCUCCUAACUGGGCCCAGGGUGACCCAAGACGCCCCUACCCUACAGACAUUGAGAUGCGCCAUGGUCUCCUUGGACGACUUAGUGACCUGCCCAUCAACAACCAAGGUGUGCAAGCACAGUCAUCAUUCACAGACCCUGUGCAUGCAGGUACUUGUAGACCCUUGGCGCCACCUGACCAUCCCCAACUUGGAGCAGCCUCAUCCAUGUCAUGGCAGCACUCGUCACAUGAUCUAAACAGUAGCAUACCAACGUCCUCCUCGGGACAGAUGUCUGUAUCCAUGGACACCAAGGGGCAAAAUAAAGAAAAUGAGGACGUCGAAGUGAUGUCCACAGACUCAUCAAGUAGUUCCUCCAGUGAUGAAUAGAUGUCUCAAUCGCUUUGAAAGGAUUACAUUCAGGUUAUUGGAACAGGACAAACAACCAGAAUGUUGUCAUCUACAGUAUUCACUUUCCUCGAGGGCCAUUUGGGAGGGAAACUCUUCUUGAGUUCUUCCUGUGUAUCCUCGAGGUAAAAGGCAUCAGUUUCAGCACUUGCAAACGUAGUCACUGUACAUACAUACAUACAUACAUACAUACGCACACACAUACAUACAUAGUUCAUGCUAGUAGAUGCACUGUGCUUGCCAGAACCAUGCUGGUGCAGAGCUGUGACCUAAGUGGGGAUGAGGGGCUGUUGAUUUGAUAAAAGGGGGAUUUGUAAAUUUGAGAUUGAUUUUGCGUAUGCUUGCAUAAAUAAAAGUGUUAGGGAAAUUGAACAUAUGAUACGAAUAUUUAGUCUCUAGGCAAACACAUAGCAGAUUUGGCAGGAGACUCUUGGUAUACUGGUAGCUAGGAAAUUGUUUCCCCAGUAUUCAACCCCGGCCCAGGUGACUUCCCUCACCGAAAAGCAGUGUGAUAUCAGUCAGGAUUCAGUCAGGUUGCAGUGUUACCUCACAUUUUUAUGGCAGUGUUGAAAUCAGUGGAAAGCAGUCAUAGGGAGUGUUUUUCAGUCACGCAAUACCAAAGCAUACAGUUAUACAGCAAUCAAAAAUAGAGGUUAGGGAGUCAUAAGCAGUGGUAAGACAGUCAAAAUCAGUGGUAAGGCAGUCAAAAGCAGUGCUCAUUUAAAUAUUUAGGCUGACUGAUUUCCACUGCUUUUGACACUGAAAAUGACUCCUCACUAUGCAUCAUGCACAGGGCUGGCAGUGGGGUUCAGUGUUAAUUUAAAUAUUUCGCAGCACACUGAAUCCACACUGAAACACCACUGAUUUUGACUGCCAUUUCCAAAACCUCUUGGAGGGAGCAGUCAUUUUCAGUGUUAAUAUGAAUAAUUUAUUUAAUGGCAUGCAGGCACGAACUGUUACUUUUGCUGUCCUAUUUUACUUUUUAGACGGUGUGUUUGCGUCCAAUAUGGCAGUGAUGACAUCAUCUGCACAAAUAGAGGACAUCGCCAUUGCAUGAUGACGUGACACAGUAAAAAGAUGACAAAUUCACGUCCUUGACCUACGUCAUUGCAAACUUUGUCAUAAUGACAGUGGUCAGAUGGGUUAACUAGACAAUUGAAAUGACACAUGGCACAUAGCUACUGUCAGUGAUGUCAGGGAUUAAAGCUAGAUCAAAUUGACAUCCAAAUAAAGUAACUGCACGCGGCCUGUAGAAUAAUGAUCUACUGAUUGAUGUGUAUUGAGCUCCCAUGCAGAUAAUUUGCAGUGUAUGCAUACAUUACAAUUAACACCUAUAGGGCCUACAGUAGAUGCAUGAAGAUAAGAUACAUGCAGAUAUCUUGCAGUGUAUGCAUGCAUUACAACACCUAUAGGGCCUACAGCCUUCUUGAUUUGCUGAAAAUACAACUUCAGUGUCUGUCCAGAUUACCCUUUUUGCAUUCAUUUGGCUCCUUAUGUGUUCCAAUUCAAAUUGACUAAAACUCCCCUCUUCUCAUAUUGAAAUUCGGGUAAAUAUCGAGAAAUAUGAAGAGCUACCAUGAUUUCUUGAAUGUUUGACUAUCAAAUUCAAACUUAAUACUAGCUUCCUGUCUCAGGUUGCAUUAUGGGUGAUAUUUAACACUGAAUUUGACUGCAAUUACCACUGCUUUACACUGCCAUCAAGUCUUAAUCUCACCAGUCAUAAAGCAGUGGUUUUCAGUCAUGUUGAAAAUGCCACGGGUUUCGAUCAGAGUUGGAGAAGUGGAAAUCAGUGGUCUUUCAGUCAUAGGCAGUGUUUUUGAAAUACGUCGUUCAUAAUGAUAUGCAAGUGGCAGUGCUUUGCAGUGGUCUUUCAGUCAAAAUCAGUGGUUUUAAAACAUUAAGAAAAAAUGAUAUGCCUGAGACAGUCAUAUGCAGUGGGGGUUUCAGUCAAAAGCAGUGUGAUGCAGUCAUUUUCAGUGCACUGCCUUUCGGUGAGGGUUGGGCUUAUUCAAUGUAUUGUUCAUAUCAUGGUGCUGAGCAUCCCUACAUGGGUGACAUCCUCUCCUCAAAGUUUUGAGAAAUCUAGCUAUCAAAGGAACGAAUUAGUAUGACUACUAGGGAUAUUAAAGAUAUGCAGUGCAAAGUUUCAUACGUUUUAGCGAGUUGAUUUUUAGAAAUCGGGGCUUUUGUAUUGAGUAAGCUUAUACAUGUACCUUCAAUGCAAUAGUAGUUCACAACACAUGCACAUGCAUCAGUAAUUAUAGACCCCACAUACAACAAAUGUGGGGUCUAUAUUGAGAUUACUAGGAGAAGGUACUAGGCUUCUGCAUUCUUCCCAGGUUAUAUUAUGGAGGUAGUCCAGCAAAACUGCUAUUUCAACUGAAAAACUGUCACCCCUGUCCCAUCAAACUAAACUCGAUCUAGUGCACCUGGCAAAGAUUUUUUCGAAAUUCGGAUAAUUUUGAUGACUUUGAAGCGUUUUUAUGCGCCGAUUUUCUGAUUUGCUUUCAAAUCUCCGGUACGAUUCUGUCAAUCACACGUAUAUUAGCAUAUGCUCCGCCCCGUAAUGGUGACGUUAUAUCCUCAUGCAUCAUGGCGGCGGUAUCUCUUUGCCGAAGUGGCGAGCUGUCGAGUAUUUUGAGCAAAGAACGACGGUUGACAUGGUUGAAUGAAGGAAUAAAAUAAAGGAAUAGCCUUAAAUGCUUAUCGAUGAUCCAUCCUGCCCAUCUGAAAAGGUUAGGGUGCUGUUUAAAUGUUACUGAGCGUGUGAUUUUGAGAAAGCGCGAGCGUGUUUGUCCCGAAAUAGAUCAUCCGCGAAACGGAAUAGACUUCACUCCUCCAUACGUGUACUGUGUGGGCCCGUGGGGGCUAUCAAAUUUGCUGACAAGCAAAUUUCAAAUUUCUAGUUUAAUCCUAUUGUUGGGGCUAUUAGUAAAUGCUGGCAAAUGGGAGUGAGGAUGGGCAUAUUGAACACAGAUAGCUGGGAAUUGGCAAUGUAGGUGUACUAUGGCUUCAUUGUUAGCUGGAGACUCUAUAGAGGCAUGCAGACUAAACUGACAAUUCUAGUUUUGUCAGCUGUAACAUGUAACAACGUAUGAAAAGGAUGAGACGUUCAGGUGCGGAUUUAUAACACUUGAUCGAUUUUGAAUGUUAUAAAAUUUGAAUUAUUUGUGUUUUCAUUGUGUUUUAUCAUGCAGCAUGAUGACAUUAACAUUGCCAUUAACCACGUUAACUCUUUCACUGCCAGCCCCAUUUUCAAGUCAUUCCCCAGUCUUGCCAGCAUUUUUGCCAUUUUUACCACUUUUUUGUAGCAGGAGCUGGGGGCCCUCUUUGGCGCCCUCGGCCAACUGCAGCUUGAUUCCCACCUGCAGCAGGCUGCGCCCCCUGCCCACCAUCACCUGAGUCAUUGUCACUUCUACUUAUAUUAUUACCCCCAACUGCCUGGUCAUUAUCACCAUCAGAAUCAGGCUGAUCACGCAAAUUGAUCUGAAAUUGGUCUAUCUUCACCAAUUCACCUGACUCGAAAUGCUCACUUCCUGGGGACAAGAUUGAACCGAAUGCUUCAGAGAACACUUCCGAAGACAUGGCGGGAGGUUUAAAUCAACGUUGAAUCAAUAGUUUGGUUUACUUUUUGAUUGGUAGAUGGAAACACCGAGAUAACGUUUUGAAACGUUAUUGGCAAUUAAGCGACCUAUUUUCAAUAACGUUUCAAAACGUUAUUGGCAGUGAAAGAGUUAACCACAUACAUCAGUAUCGACUGAUGAUUUUUGCGUACUCACACAGGCGGUGGUCUGGGCUCUUUGGUGCACAUGUUUAUAAGAGGUAGGGAGUACUGAAAAAUCGUAAAAAAACUGUGUGUACAUACUAUAUAUACACAGCCCUUUAGCAGAUUAAAAUCAAGGAUAUGAUUGAAAUUCAAGGAUAUGAACAGCCCCGUAGGAGAUAGAAUUUCAAGGAUACCUCAGAUAUUUUGUCCUCUUUCGGUUUAGCCCCUUAUAUAGCCUCGAUCUGCUAUGCCGUACAUCGAGCCUAUGUGCUACGGCGAAAAAAGCCAGGAAUUCAAGCCCAUCUCGUUUAAGCUUAAGCCAUAAUGAAAAACAGGAAAACCCCUCAGCGUAAAAAGAGUUUGACGUCACAAGGCUAGCCAACGAUCAGGCCAUUGUUUCGUCAACCAAUCAUUUUCGCAAUAGGCACCUCGCACUUCGACCCAUUUUUGGGAAGAAGUAUUGGUCUACUUGAGCACUGGUUGGACCAAAAUAUAUGACUACAACUUGAUGUAUAAUGCCUAUGUCUUGCAUGUAAUUCCAAUAAAUGUGGUAGUGAAAGGUUUAACACCCCUUUUUUCUAGCUCUACAUGUACAUGUAUGUGUAUGAAUAAGACAUGACCAGAAGGCAUGCUAGAUUUUCAAAUUUUCUUUAUCACUUAGGACCUGCGGGAGUAAUGGAAGUGCAGGAUUUCACAAACUUUGCUAUCAUGUCCCACGCUUGUUGAGAACAACAUCACUCUUGCAUUUGUGCCAAGAUAAAUCUGAUGAAAUUGAUCACACAAACCUGAAUUUGUAAAUACUGCAAAUAGUCUGUAAAUUUCUUCAUAAAUAAAUGUCGUUUUGUAA
Messenger RNA from Lineus longissimus, 5429 nucleotides. RefSeq names its product mediator of RNA polymerase II transcription subunit 4-like. Gene Ontology annotation, cellular component: mediator complex; core mediator complex. The record is from RefSeq and is a predicted model, not a curated record. Lineage: Eukaryota; Metazoa; Nemertea; Pilidiophora; Heteronemertea; Lineidae. The transcript is spliced from 6 exons. Gene Ontology annotation, molecular function: transcription coregulator activity. Gene Ontology annotation, biological process: regulation of transcription by RNA polymerase II. Bases 1 to 798 code for a protein of 265 amino acids.